Beta vulgaris subsp. vulgaris (sugar beet) is the source of this 1462-nucleotide messenger RNA. Its product is annotated as nuclear transcription factor Y subunit A-4. Gene Ontology annotation, biological process: regulation of transcription by RNA polymerase II. Gene Ontology annotation, molecular function: DNA-binding transcription factor activity, RNA polymerase II-specific; RNA polymerase II cis-regulatory region sequence-specific DNA binding. The transcript has 5 exons. The record is from RefSeq and is a predicted model, not a curated record. Bases 389 to 997 code for a protein of 202 amino acids. Lineage: Eukaryota; Viridiplantae; Streptophyta; Magnoliopsida; Caryophyllales; Amaranthaceae. Gene Ontology annotation, cellular component: CCAAT-binding factor complex.
ACAUACAACCUCAACUUUAAGACCACAUACAUAACUUCUCUCACUUGUUCAACGUAAGAUGAACGUCAUCUUUUAAGUCACAACACCGGCCAUUAUACCCAAAAGAAUUGGGCCAAUACUAAAUGCACCCCCACCUCACAUGAGAACAAACCAAAAAACAUACAGUUUUAAAGAGUGAAAAUAAAUCAAACUUAUUAUUGUGCCUAAAUCAAGGGAAGCUUUCAAAGGUUGCCUAGGAGCUUUGGAACAAACAAGCUAAUUAAGGUUUCUUCCUGCUUCUUCAGCCACACACACAUAGUAGGUGUUUCUCUGAGUUAGUAGGAAGUGUGAAGACUUACUAAAUAAAGCACAUAAGUACAUAUUUAUAUUAUAAGUCAAAAGAUCAGCAAUGAAUCAAAAGGCUGAACAAUACUUUAGCAGCAAAUCAUCAUCAACAUCCCAUUCUCAUUCUCAAGUGAUAUGUUGGUCCGACAACUUCUUGAAUGAUCCACCUUCAUCCUCAUCUUAUCUGUCUAUGGAAUGUAGCUCAAAUCUUAACUAUAGUUUUCAUGAAGAUUCCAACAAUCCCAUUGUGUCCUUAGGUAAAUAUGGUGAACAACCGAAGCAAGAAUUGCAACUUGGAAUUUUUCCAAUGGAUCAUCCUCAAAUGAUACAUGAGUACCACAUGCCAGGUUCUAAUCAAGCUGGACUAUCUCAUCAUAAUACUGGUUACUAUGAGGGAAUGCAUUCUAGCGGAGGAGUACCUCUGCCUGGAGAAGCAGCAAAUUAUGAGCCCAUCUAUGUAAAUGCUAAGCAGUACCAUGGCAUUUUGAGGCGAAGACAAUCUAGAGCUAAAGCUGAGCUUGAAAAUAGAGUUGCUAAAGCCAGGAAGCCAUAUCUUCAUGAAUCUCGGCAUCUACAUGCAAUGAAGAGAGCAAGAGGAAGUGGAGGCCGUUUCCUCAACACAAAGAAGACCGAUGGCCCUAGUAGUUCCAACUCCAGCGCUCAGUCAUCCUAGACAUGCAAUGUAAUAUCUUUGGACUUUGAGACAUGCAGAAAACUACUUAUUACUAGAGCUUCUAGAGUUUUCCUUUUUCAUUCCUUGUUUUUUUUUAAGAACAUUAGAGAAUACACAGGGAAGGGCUUUUAGGUAAUCUCACUACGAGGAACUACCCAUAAUUUGUUUUCAAGUAGCUUAUGGGACCUUUUAAACUUUCUUCUGGUGGCUUUGAUUUCCUUUAAUCAACCCAUUUUCUCUAGGGAAAAAGAGAAAAAAAAUAGAAAAAGCUACUAUGAGAGAGUUUUGAGGUUUUUUUUUUUUUCCUUUUUUCUUUGAGUGCCUAAAAUGCCCUUUGCUUGAUCAUGCAUACAGCUAUAAGCUAUCUCAUCGAUGAGAUGUACUGACUUGUUAUAGUAUAGACUAAUGAUAAAUACUGUGUGCGCUUUACUAUUGAUCGAGUAUUCUUGAUAGCGUAUAAAUCUA